CCCGAACGGCGAUUAAAGGUACACAUUUCAUAUUUUUCAGAGUUUUGGAUCGAGGAAGGAUACGCACGAUGGAUACGCACACGAUCAUGGGCGGAUUCAGUGGAAAAGCGGCACCAGUGUGAUAAGGGCGGCCCCCGAAUUUGGAAUCAGUCGCGGAUUUUCAGACAUUCGAAUAACCGAAUGGAGUGCGAAACUUGAGAGCAGCUCAGCAAUUCCAGUGGUGGGAGGGGUCGCCUGAAUCCGAAUUCGCAUGCGAAUUGAGCAAAAGCGAGGAAACAUUUGCACUAAACCCGGGCCAACCUACCACCUCCCCUUCCAUUUGCUAUAGAAUCAUGUAUAUUCCCACUGCCAACAGGAAGUUGAUCUACGAGAACCUUUUCAAGGACGGUGUCCUUGUUGCCAAGAAGGACUUCAACGCCCCCCGUCACCAGGACAUCAACGUCCCUAACCUCCAGGUGAUCAAGGCUAUGCAGUCGCUCAACUCGCGUGGCUUCGUCAAGACCCAGUUCUCGUGGCAGUACUACUACUACACCCUCACCGAUGAGGGCAUUGAGUACCUGCGCGAGUUCCUGCACCUCCCCUCGGAGAUCUUCCCUGCUACCUUCAAGAAGGUUGCCCGCGCCGCCGCUCCCCGCCUUGGUGGACGCCCUGAGCGCCCCGAGGGUGGCUUCCGCCGCGAGCGUGACGACUACCGUCGCCGUGACGAUGGCAAGAAGGAGGGUGCUUCGGGCGACUUCCGCCCUGAGUUCCGUGGCGGUUUCGGCCGUGGCCGCGCCCAGCAGUAAAAAAAACAUUGAUUUGGGAAGCGGAAUCUUGUCCUUUUUAUAUCUCCAUAUCUUUAUGUCGUGAGACUAAUAAGACGAGAUGCUCUUUUGAAACCUCGAAAUUGCAACCG
Linderina pennispora is the source of this 895-nucleotide messenger RNA. RefSeq lists its product as uncharacterized. NCBI's taxonomy places the organism in Eukaryota, Fungi, Kickxellomycota, Kickxellomycetes, Kickxellales, Kickxellaceae. Gene Ontology annotation, cellular component: cytosolic small ribosomal subunit. The transcript is spliced from 2 exons. The record is from RefSeq and is a predicted model, not a curated record. The coding region runs from base 333 to 785 and encodes 150 amino acids. Gene Ontology annotation, molecular function: RNA binding; structural constituent of ribosome.